UAGAUGCUAUUAUUGACUAUUCUGUAGGUUACGAGUACUCCAUGCUGAUUGGUUUAAGUAUCUAAAUUCCAUUCCCUGAUUGGUUCCCAAACCGCACACGUACGGGUAACAUUUCGUCACUGCGUGGAAAGGACCGGGAAAAAUCAUUUCGCAACAUGAAACCUCUCAUGCUCCAAGGGCACACCCGUGCCAUCACCCAGAUCAGGUACAACCGGGAGGGGGACCUGCUGUUCUCCUGUGCCAAGGACACCAAGCCCUGCGUGUGGUACUCCAUCAACGGGGAGAGACUGGGCACCUACAACGGGCACAACGGGGCCGUAUGGGCGCUGGACAUUGACUGGCAGACCACCAAGGUUCUCACCGCAGCAGCAGACAACAGUGCCAGGCUCUGGGACUGUGAGACAGGAAAACAGCUGUUCCAGUGGGAUACCAACAAUGCUGUGAGAACGUGUGGGUUUUCCUACAGCGGAGACAUGAUCAUGUUCUGUACUGACAGACAGAUGGGGUACAACCCAACAUUAGACAUCUAUGACAUCAGAGCAGGGGAACAGCUAGCAAACAAUGCCCCACUGCUGAGCAUCCCGAUCGAGGGCCCAAAAGUCACAUCGGCUGUCUGGGGAGGUUUGGAUGAGUACAUCAUCACAGGUCACGAGAGCGGCGAGUUCAGUCAGUUUGAUGUCAAGUCAGGGGAGAGAGUAAGGAACGUAAAGAUCCACAGCAAGCAAAUCAACGACAUCCAGCUGAACAAGGACCGCACCAUGUUUGUCAGCGCAUCGAAGGACACCAAUGCCAUGUUGUUUGAUGCUGACUCCCUUGAUCAUCUCAAGACAUACAAGACAGAGAGACCAGUCAACUCUGCUGCCAUGUCACCACGAAUGGACCAUGUUGUUUUGGGAGGUGGUCAGGAGGCUAUGCAGGUUACCACCACAUCCACCCGUAUUGGCAAGUUCGAUGCACGCUUCUUCCAUCUCAUCUUUGAAGAAGAAUUUGGUCGGGUCAAAGGCCAUUUUGGUCCAAUCAACAGCGUGGCAUUCCACCCAGAUGGCAAAAGCUACAGCUCUGGUGGAGAGGAUGGUUAUGUCCGGGUGCACUACUUUGAUCCACAGUAUUUCGAGUUUGAGUUCGAGUUUUAGAAAUGUAGCAGUCCUUUAAUGUUCUAAUCCACAAAUAUCAGUACAUUUAAUAUUACAUGAUCACGAUAUUUCUUCACAUUUAUUGAUAUGUAUUCUGUGUAUUGAGUGCUACAUGUUUUAAGGCAGGCUACAUCAUUUCGUGUGGGAAUGAAUGAAACAAAUUAUUAUAGCCACAUUAAAAGAUCACAAAUUUUUACAACUUGUGGAAACUUCAGUGGUGUCAAGUUGGCUGAAUGGUUAUGGUGUUUGGCCCAGAAGCUAGAGGUCCUGGGUUCAAACCAUGUAACAUGCCACCAGUGUUACCAUGCCCUAGACACAGUCCCCAUGGCCUCAAAAAGACAGUGAGACUACCAUACCCUUGCCCUUUUUUGUAGAAAUUGGUGCUUGCUGAAAUGUUGAACUAUGAAAUGAAAGAGGUUGACCCUUCACUUAAAAAAAUUGACAGACUUAGUCUAACUCAGUAAGUAAACUUAGCCAGCAUUGUUCAAAGAAUGUUAUCUUCUCAAGUAUACCUGAAGUUGGCUAUAGUUUGACUACAUAUUCAUGUAUGCCUGUUCUGUAGACAUCAGAGAGAGAGAUGCGGAAUCAUGUAAGUGCAAAGAACAUUUCAAUAAAUGUUGAAGAAGCUUA
This is a messenger RNA of Branchiostoma floridae (Florida lancelet), 1763 nucleotides long. Its product is annotated as eukaryotic translation initiation factor 3 subunit I-like. The transcript is spliced from 8 exons. Gene Ontology annotation, cellular component: cytoplasm; eukaryotic translation initiation factor 3 complex, eIF3m. Gene Ontology annotation, molecular function: protein binding; RNA binding; translation initiation factor activity. The record is from RefSeq and is a predicted model, not a curated record. NCBI's taxonomy places the organism in Eukaryota, Metazoa, Chordata, Leptocardii, Amphioxiformes, Branchiostomatidae. Gene Ontology annotation, biological process: cytoplasmic translational initiation. The coding region runs from base 156 to 1133 and encodes 325 amino acids.